Messenger RNA from Gambusia affinis (western mosquitofish), 4137 nucleotides. RefSeq names its product nardilysin b (N-arginine dibasic convertase) (gene nrd1b). The transcript is spliced from 22 exons. The coding region runs from base 501 to 2675 and encodes 724 amino acids. The record is from RefSeq and is a predicted model, not a curated record. Lineage: Eukaryota; Metazoa; Chordata; Actinopteri; Cyprinodontiformes; Poeciliidae. Gene Ontology annotation, molecular function: metal ion binding.
CCCCUACGCCACCACAGCACGCCCAUUAUGUACAUUAUUAACUCAAAAAUAAAUUGGUGCUGGAGGACUGAAGUGUUUCAAGGACAAUAUUUGAAUGAUUUAUCAUUCAAAUAUUAUUUUAAAGUCUCUAGAUAUAUAAUUGAAGGUGCUUAUAUCUGGAAAUGAAGUUUCUUAGACUUAGACUUAGACAGACUUUAUUGUCAUUUUGUAUGCACAGGGGUGUAUACAUAACGAAAUUUCGUUGCAUACGGCUCAGGACAAUGUUUUGAGGUUUCAAUGAGGUUACUGGUUACAAGUUUCUGUUGCAGAUGUCUGGAGGGGGAAAUUAAAGUAAAUAAUAAAGUUAAUAUAAAAGCUCUGAAUCACUGAGGUCACCUGUGUCCAUUCCAAAUCAAACAACCUGGUUCCCCUGUUCUCCACUCCAGAUGCAGCAGAUGAGGUUUACUCUGUACCCAGAAUGCAUUGCUGUGGUUCUACUGUAAACGGUUUACAGUCCUACUAUGGUCAGUCAGCAACAGUUAACAAAACUCAACAACUUUAAAAAGCUGAGCGAAAGCUCUUUUCCCAGGAAUCACAGGGUGAAGCCUCUUCAUUACAUCUCCUGGAUGAUGGGACACGAGGGAACCGGCAGCAUCCUGUCUCUGCUGCGGAAGAGGUGCUGGGCUCUGGCUCUGUACGGGGGAAACAGCGAGUCGGGCUUUGACCAGAACUCCACCUACUCCAUCUUCUCCAUCUCCAUCACGCUGACUGACUUGGGCUACCAGAACUUCUUGCAGGUGGUCCACUUGGUGUUCCAGUACCUGAAGAUGCUGCAGAACCUGGGACCCCAGCAGAGGAUCUAUGAGGAAAUUCAGAAGAUCGAAGACAACGAGUUCCGGUUCCAGGAGCAGAUGGAUCCGAUUGAGUUUGUGGAGAACAUCUGUGAGAACAUGCAGCUGUUCCCCAAACCGGACCUCCUGACCGCAGACCAGCUCAUGUUCCACUAUGACCCCGAGGUGAUCAGAACCGCCCUGUCUCUGCUGACGCCGCUCCGAGCCAACCUGCUGCUGCUGGCUCCAGAGAACGAAGGCAGCUGCCCACUCCAGGAGAAGUGGUUCGGUACCAGCUACAGCUGUGACGACAUCCCAGAAGAGUGGGAGCGGCGCUGGGAAUCCGACUUCGAGCUGAAUGCGGACCUUCAUCUUCCUGCAGAGAACCGCUUCAUCGCCACGGAUUUCAACCUGAAGAAGUCCGACUGCCCGGACACGGAGUUCCCGGUCCAGAUCCUGGCCCUGGAGCAAGGGGCUCUGUGGUACAAGAAAGACAACAAGUUCAAGAUCCCCAAAGCUUACAUCCGCUUCCACCUGAUUUCUCCCAUCAUCCAGGAGAGUCCUGACAAUCUGGUCCUGUUUGACCUCUUCAUCAACAUCCUGGCCCACAACCUGGCCGAGCCGGCCUACGAGGCCGAAGUGGCCCAGCUGGAGUACAAUCUGAUGGCGGGAGAACACGGCAUGGUGAUCCGUCUGAAGGGCUUCAACCACAAGCUGCCGCUGCUGCUCAAACUGAUCGUGGAUCAGCUGGCGGACUUCAGCGCCGAGCCGAGUGUCUUCGACAUGUUCGUGAAGCAGCUGAAGAAGACUUACUUCAACAUCCUCAUCAAACACGACAAACUGGGAAGGGACGUCCGGCUGCUGAUCCUGGAGCACCACCGCUGGUCUGUGGUCCAGAAGUACCAGGUUCUGACCGAGGGUCUGCAGGUCCAACAGCUGAUGGCGUUCGCUGCGGCGCUGAAGGAGGAGCUUUACGCCGAGGGCCUGGUCCAGGGGAACUUUACCAGCGCUGAGUCCAUCGAGUUCCUGCAGUACUUCACUGAGAAGCUGCGGUUCCGGCCUCCGCCUGCAGAGGUCCCUGUGCAGUUCCAGGUGGUGGAUCUUCCUCGGAGACACCACCUCUGCAGGGUGAAGUCUCUGAAUCGAGAAGACGCGAACUCUGAGGUCACCGUGUACUACCAGUCGGGCCUGAAGACGCUCAAGGAGCACGCUUUGAUGGAGCUGAUGGUGAUGCUCAUGGAGGAGCCGUGCUUUGACUUCCUGAGGACCAAAGAGAUGCUGGGGUACCAGGUGUAUCCGACCUUCAGGAAUACCUCAGGCGUUUUGGGGUUCUCCGUUACCGUGGAAACGCAGGCCACUAAAUUCAGCUCAGAGCUGGUGGAGCAGAAGAUCGAGGACUUCCUGGUGAGCUUCGGCAGGCGCCUGGCGUCUCUGAGCAGGGAAAGCUUCGCCGCCCAGGUGACGGCGCUCAUCAAGCUGAAGGAGUGUGAGGACGCUCACCUGGGCGAGGAGGUCGACCGCAACUGGUACGAGGUGGUGACGCAGCAGUACCUGUUCGACCGGCUCGGCAGGGAGGUGGAGGUUCUGAAAGGCUUCAGCCGGGAGCAACUGGUUUCCUGGUUUCUGGAUCACCGUGGCAACAGCAGCAGGAAGCUCAGUGUGCAUGUGGUGGGUUUUGGGGUGGAGGAGAACGACCCGCCCCAUCAGAACCGUGCUGGCUCCGCCCCCUCCUCCUACGGUCCGGUGAGCGAGCUGACCUUCCUGCCGGCGGCGGUGCCCACCCUGAGGAACGCCACCCUCAUCACUGACAUCAGAGCGUUCACCUCCUCCCUUCCCCUCCACCCUUACUACAAGAUCCUCAGCUAGGCCCCUCCCCUCUGCUCAUUUCCAUGACGACAGCCGUUUUCACGUCCUGUGGGCCGUCUCUGUAAAUAGCAGCUUCUGAUUGGUCCAUCUGGAGGCGAGCAGGAAGAAGCACGUCGACUCAGAGCUCUGAAUAAAACGAGAAACAUUUUAACUGACUUCUGUUGUUCCUCUGAUCCGCUGAACACCCGCAGCGCCCUCUACUGGUAAAGACGAGAACUGCAGCUGCAGCUCUAUCAGAGCAGAGGGGCGGAGCAACAGAGGCUGGUUAGCAGCGUCAGCUAGCACAGUGACGCUGAUGCUGGACUGGAGAACAGUUUUGGAACCGAUCACACUAAUCAGAAAUCAUCUAUCAAACCGGCUCAGAUUAACUAUCAGUAAUAAUAAUUAGUUUUAGAAUCAACAUUAAAGGUAAUAGAAUCCUUGUGUGUAUUUGGCAUCAACAUUAGAGAUUCAACCAACUGUAAAUCCAUAAACAGGAACUUUGGUGAAGUUUCUGCUGCAGUAAUAUGUGAUGGAAACAAAGAUGGCGGCCAACAUGGCAACUUCCUGCUGUUUGAUGUUUUCUGGCUCCAAUUCUGAUCUGAUGGUUUCAGCCAGGACAGCAGGUGGAGACGAGGAAGCCGCUGGGACUGGAAGUCAACCUCUGGUCAUGUGAUCAGAGGUCAGCUCUCAGGUCCUCCGGUUCUGAGGUCCGGUUCAGGCCAGGAGUUCUGGUUUUGCUGAUGACCUCUGACCCUCUGAAAGAAGCUAACCAAGGAGAUAAAGUAAAGUUGCUCUUAACUUGUGGUGGAAAGUCCCUGAACAGCUGCAACAAAUGAGUGAUUUGUCCAGGUCCAUCAAGUUCUGCAGAAGCCUGUUAAUCAACCACAGAUUCAAUCCAGGUGUGUAGCAGCAGGGAAUCACCGGAAACAUGCAGUCAGUCACACGGUGCUUUCAGCCAAUCACUGCAUCCGGACUGGUUGUUCAGGCCUGCUCCAGUUUAACCAGUCAGGUGUGAGGGGGGAGCUGGAGACAAAGGAGCUGCAGGCCAGGUGACCCUGUUAGGGUUAAAGGAUGGUGACCUUCUGACCUCUGGCUGGACCAGGAGAACCUGGAACUCACUCCAUACUGGUCUGGUAGGAGUCUGAUGGUCUGUACUGGUUCCCCUCCAUCUCACCACACAGACACACAAUCCAUGAUUCGUCUCUUCAUUGGAAACAAACUGUUUGGACAUUUUCACCUCAAAUAUCUGGACAGUCAAACCGUGGACUUUUUAAAUGUGUCAGUCCGACAUGGUGCUGACCGGUGGGGAAAUUUAGGACUUUGUGCACAUUUAUAUGGAACAUUUACUGCAGUACUGUGUGAGUGUGUGUGUAUAUAUAUAUGUGUGUGUGUGUGUUGUAUUUAUUUUUUGGGUUCUAAGUUUGUCUUGUGUUCAUUUUAAUUUUCCCUUCUAUAAAAUACACGGUAUUGAAAGCAGUUA